Messenger RNA from Salvia miltiorrhiza (redroot sage), 1958 nucleotides. RefSeq lists its product as uncharacterized. The transcript is spliced from 2 exons. Lineage: Eukaryota; Viridiplantae; Streptophyta; Magnoliopsida; Lamiales; Lamiaceae. The record is from RefSeq and is a predicted model, not a curated record. Bases 261 to 1685 code for a protein of 474 amino acids.
AUUUCUCCCAUUUUUACGUAAAAAUCAAAGCUUCUAAAACAAAACUCCACAUGAAUUCCUCAAUGAAGAGAGAAAACUUGAACUACAAAAAAAGAUCACGUAUUAUUACAUCUCAAACAGCUAAUUCUAGCUAGAUUCAAGGCCACAUGAUCCACCAUUUCUCUACCUCUAUAAAACAAGAACAUCAUGCAGUAGUCAAGAACAACACCACAAUCACAUAAAAACACACACUACCAUAUUGAGAUCGCAUAUCAGAAGCCAUGCUCCGCCUCGUUUUGUCGGCCGUCGUCCUCCUCUUGGUGGCCUCGCCGCAGGGGGCAUCCGCCGCCGGACCAAAGCCCAAGAAGGUCCAGUGCAAAAACAAGAACUACCCCACAUGCCUCAACAAGGAUCUCUACUGCCCCGACACGUGCGCUCGAGACUGCCUCGUCGACUGCUCGACCUGCCAGCCCGUCUGCCCGCCAUCGCCUCCCAUUCCGCCGCGUAAGGUGAGUAAAGUUAAGUGCAAGGACAAGAAAUACAAGAAGACUUGCAGCCAGCAGCUCCUCUGCCCCGACGCUUGCCCGGAUACAUGUGUAGCCGAUUGUGUUGCGUGUCGGGCUGUUUGCCCUGCACUUCCCCCGACUCCAAGCUACAGCCCUCCUCCUCCGCCACCCGUGGUGACUCCUAGCCCACCUCCUCCGCCACCCGUGGUGACUCCUAGCCCUCCUCCUCCGCCACCCGUGGUGACUCCUAGCCCACCUCCUCCUCCACCACCAGUGGUGACACCUUCUCCGCCACCGGAGGCUGCCGGAGGGAAAAGAGUUCGUUGCAGAAACAAGAAUUUCCCGAGCUGCUACCUCGAGGAGCAUCGGUGUCCGGAUGCUUGCCCCGAAACUUGCGCGGUGGAUUGUGCCACUUGCAGCCCGGUUUGCAACUGCGACAGGCCGGGAGCCGUUUGCCAAGAUCCCCGAUUUGUUGGUGCCGACGGGAUCACGUUCUACUUCCACGGAAAAAAGGACUCAGAUUUCUGCAUCGUUUCCGACACCAACCUGCACAUAAACGCUCAUUUCAUCGGUAAGAGAAACGAGAACAUGGGGAGGGACUUCACCUGGGUUCAGUCACUCGGGAUCCUCUGCGGCAACCAUCAGCUCUUGGUUGGCGCCAAGAAGACUGCCACCUGGGACGAUGCUGUUGACCGCUUGGAACUCUCGUUCGAUUCAGCACCCGUCUUCCUCACCCGGGGCGAAGGCACGAGAUGGCAGCCGGAGUCGGCGCCUGGCAUCAGCAUCACUAGGUCUCUCGACACAAACGCGGUGGUGAUCGAGGUGGAAGGCAACUUCCAGAUCAGAGCAGCAGUUGUUCCCAUCACCAAGAAGGAUUCAAUGAUUCACAACUAUGGGAUCACGGACGAGGACUGCUUCGCUCACCUUGAUCUCGGGUUCAAGUUCUACUCGUUGAGCGGUGAAGUGAACGGAGUCCUGGGACAAACAUAUGCAAGCAACUACGUCAGCAGGGUGAAGAUGGGAGUCAGCAUGCCUGUUUUGGGCGGACAGAGAGAAUUCGCCUCUUCGAACCUGUUCUCCACGGACUGCGCCAUCGCUAGGUUCAAGGGAAUACAGCUGAGUUCCUCAAACAAUUUUCAGCAUGCAAACUUGAACUGUGCAGGCGGCCUUGACGGCCGUGGAGUGGUGUGCAAGAGAUAAGUUAGUUUGUGCCAUAAAAACAUAAUAAUAGCCGAUUUAACAUAGUAUCAUAUCCACACAAAAUAAGGUUCUUUAUCCAAUGAUUCCCAUGAAUAAAUAACAUGAAAUCAUGUUAUCCCAUUUGUGAAGUUUGUGAGUCGAAAUAGAAAAUAUGUACCUUGAAUCAGAUCUCUUUUGCUUGCUUCCAGCUUAAUCGUGUUCCUGCUCUGCAAGAAGUUAUCUUGUCAAUGUAACAAAGUCUAUAUCAAAUUUAACGUUCGUUUCUUUCCUCAA